AUGGUUAUUGAAGUUGGUGGAGUGAAAUUUUCGUUGAAUUCUAAACAUGUUUUAAAAUUUAACGAUGGUGAAAGUAAAACUGAAAUAGAUUUUGGAUUACCAACACCAGAAGAAUUGAAAAAUAAGAAAGGUACACGUCGAUUAACUGAGAGAUUUGUAAUCCUUGCAUACGAUGGAUUGAAUUAUUCUUUGAAUUCAAAAUUGAUCUUGAAAAUUAAAGAUAAAAACGGCUUGCUAGGAAUGAAUUUUACACGGCCAAAUAAAACUGAACUAGGAGCGAAAUCCGGUACUAGACCAAUACUUAAAGAGAUAUCUUAUUUAAACCAAACAAUUACUGAUCAGUCAUAUUAUGUUUACACUAGUCAAAUGAUAAAUAGUAAUUAA
This is a messenger RNA of Schistosoma spindalis, 384 nucleotides long. The record is from the annotation of a GenBank genome assembly. Lineage: Eukaryota; Metazoa; Platyhelminthes; Trematoda; Strigeidida; Schistosomatidae.